AUGUCCGAUGUACUGGAUUGUGAAUUUCCCGUAUGGGGAUUGCUACCUAAGAAAGAAACAGGAGCCUAUCAAUUUUUAUCUAGGUAUCCUGAAUACGAUGGUAGGGGCAUCGUAAUUGCAAUUUUCGAUUCGGGAGUUGAUCCUGGUGCUGCCGGACUAAAGACGACAAGUGAUGGAAAGGUGAAACUCAUUGAAAGAUUUGAUUGUAGUGGAGCUGGGGAUGUUAAUACUUCGACAAUAGUAGAAGCCAAAAAUGGAGAAAUAACAGGUCUUACUGGAAGAACAUUAAAAAUCCCUAGCGUGUGGAAAAACCCUAGCGGAAAAUUUCAUAUUGGAAUAAAAAAUUUGUUUGAUUUGUAUCCUAAAAGUCUUUUAGAAAGAAUGGAAAAAGAAAGAAAAGAAAAAUUGUGGGAUCCAAUUCAUAAAACAGUUUCUGCUGAAGCUUCUAGAAAAUUACAAGAAUUUGAGAGUAAAAAUAGUUCAACAACUCUUGGCUCUUUUGAAAAACUAGUUAAACAAAACUUGGAAGCUAAAAAUGAAGUUCUAUCUUAUCUUGAAAAGAAAUUUAAGGAUGUGGGUCCGGCAAGCGAUUGUGUAGUUUUCCACGAUGGAACAAUGUGGAGGGCUUGCAUAGAUACUACAGAAAAAGGAAAACUAUCUGAAUGUACUUUAUUAGGCGAAUAUUCUCAGACUCAUGAAUAUGGUACACUGACCAACGAUGACCAAUUAAAUUAUUCUGUAAAUGUACACAAUGAAGGAAAUAUAUUGGAAAUAGUUAGCUUGUGCUCUGGUCAUGGAACCCAUGUCGCUUCGAUUGCUUCAGCUUACUUUCCAGAUGAACCAGAAAAAAAUGGAAUCGCACCUGGAGCACAAAUUAUAUCUUUGUGUUUAGCCGAUAAUAGAAUUGGUUCAAUGGAAACAGGAACUGCUCUUGUUAGAGCAAUGAUUAAAGUAAUGCAGUUGUCUGAAAAAAUGCCUAUUCACGUAAUUAAUAUGAGUUAUGGAGAACACGCUCAUUUUUCAUCUUCUGGGCGAAUAGGAUCACUCAUGAACGAAGUGGUAUCCAAUUACAACGUAACAUGGGUUUCAUCGGCAGGUAAUCACGGUCCUGCUUUAAGCACUAUUGUAACGCCACCCGAUAUUAGCACUAAUUGCAUCGUUGGAGUGGGAGCUUACGUAUCUCCUGAAAUGAUGAUAGCGGAAUAUUCAAUGCGUGAAAAACUUCCCGGAAUGCCGUACACGUGGUCAUCCAGAGGUCCGACCAUUGAUGGUGAUAAAGGUGUAACGGUCUGUGCUCCCGGAGGAGCUAUUACAAGUAUGGCUUGUUACACACUUAGAGGUUGUCAACAAUUAAACGGAACUAGUAUGGCAGCACCGCACGUCGCGGGUGCCGUAGCCAUUCUUUUAUCGGGAUUAAAACAAAAAAAUUUAAAAUUUUCCGCAUACAGUGUAAAACGUGCAUUAGAAAAUUCAGCUUUGUUUUUAACUGAUACUGAUGAAUUUGCUCAGGGUUUUGGUUUGCUACAAGUGGAAAAAGCUUUUGAAUAUUUAUGUUUGUAUAGCGAUUCUUUAGAAAGGGAUAUUAGGUUUUCCGUUCAUAGCAGUUCGAAUAACGCAAAAGGUAUCCACAUAAGAAAAUCCAUCCUGGAUAAGCCAAUGGAAUUCACCGUAAAUGUAGAACCUGUUUUUCCUAAAGAUACCGAUAAUAAAUUUAAGAUUGAUUUCAACAUGAGGUUUUCUUUGGUUUGUAAAGAACCCUGGGUUCAAGCUUCUAGUCACUUGGAUCUAAUGAAUAUUUCCAGAAUGUUAUCCGUUCGUAUAGAUCCUGGAUUUUUGUCCGAAGGAGUUCAUACUUCUCUUAUUCGAGCGUACGAUGUUGCUUGCCCUGAUAAAGGAGUCAUUUUUUACGUGCCCAUCACCGUGGUCAAACCACUUCAAAUUAACAACGAUUUGAAUCCUUCUUUGCAUUUUCAAGAUGUUAAUUUCAAACCAAAUACAAUCAAACGUCAUUUUAUCCAUGUUCCGGACAAGGUUACUUGGGCAAAUUUUAUCAUUCGGAAUAAAGAACACGAUAAAACUGGGAAAUUUGUUCUUCACUUUUUGCAAUUAAAACCGAAAACCGUUUGCAAAUCGUUAGAGUUUCAUCGGUUUAUAAAUAUAAAUUCAAACGCAGAAUCUACGUACAGCUUUUCUUGCAAGGGUGGCCUCGUUUUAGAAGUAGUAGUCGCCAAGUAUUGGGCAAAUUUAGGUGAAAUCACGAUUGAUUACUCUAUAGAAUUUCACGGGGUCAAACCCGACAACUCGGUCGUCACUAUGCAGGGAGCCGAUGGUAUCCAUUCUUUAGAAUUACAUUCCGGAGUUAGAUUAGAAGAAAUAGCACCCGCGAUCACGUUAAAAAAUUUAGUAACGGUUUACAGGCCGAACGAAAGUAAAAUCUCUCCAUUGUGUUCUCUCCGAGACGUCAUUCCACCAUCGAGACAAAUAUACGAAAAUGUUUUAACGUAUAAUUUUCAUUUAAAUAAAGCAACGGAAAUAUCCCCGAACGUUUCACUUCUCAGCGAUUUGCUGUACGAAAGCGAAUUCGAAUCUCAACUUUGGAUGCUUUUUGACAGUAACAAACAAUAUUUAGGAUCUGGAGAUGCUUAUCCAUCCAAGUAUUCGAUGAAAGUUGAAAAAGGGGAUUACACGUUGAAAAUGCACGUGCGUCACGAAAAAAAAGAUUUAUUGGAAAAACUUUCGGAUUUGCCCCUUUUAUUGUCUCAGAAAUUGUCCUCGUCGGUGUCGUUGGAUGUUUAUGCUAGUCAAUCCCAGGCAUUGAUAUACGGUAAAAAAAUGGGAAGCGUAAUCAUGCCUCACGGUGGAUACAUACUUCCAAUUUAUAUUGCUCCCUUAAAUUCCGAAAGGCCGAAUAAAGAAUUUCAUCCGGGUCAUUACUUAUCCGGAACGAUUUCUUACACAAAAGACGAAAAUGGGAAAAAAGCCGACGUGUAUCCUUUUAAAUAUAUUUUACCGGAACCUGGUAAGAAAACUUCCGGAAACGAGGAAAAUAAAGAACAGGAUAAAGACAAAACUAAGUAUGCGGAAUACAAAGAAAGUUUAAGAGAUUUAAAAAUCAAUUGGCUCGGGAAGGUGGAGUACGGAACGGAAGCGGAAGCUUUAUACGAAGAGUUGAAGAAUUUGUAUCCGGAUAAUCUUACCGUUCACACGUCCAUGUUGCAAUGUUUGGAACCGAACGAACUUAAAAAUGUCGGCUUGUUGCCGUUAAUGUCGUCGGAUCUCACCCCUGAGGUAAAAGAAGAAAUGGCUGAAAAAGCAAGAAAAAUAAUUUCCGUCGCCGACGAGAUAAUAAACUCUGUCGACGGUCCUCAAAUACUUGCUUACAUGGGAAUGAAAAACGAUUCGAGACCGGAUGCGCAGAAAAUCAAAACGAAAAUGAACGAACAAAAAUUAGCAUUGAUAGAUGCUUAUUGUAGAAAAGGUUGCGCUCUCUGUCGUUUGUUUUACAUAGAAGAAUCAUCGGAUUCGAGAGAGGAUUUCGGGGAUAGUCCCGUGGGAGGAAAUGAAAAUUCCAAUUGGCAAGCGGCAAAUAAUAUAUGGAAAGAAUUGAUGAAAUUCACCGACGUCACAGACAUGAACAUAAUGUAUUUCAUGAUGUGGCAUUCGGCAGCUUGCGGACAUUAUGCAAGAUUGGCCAAAUAUUUACACAAAUUACAAGAGCGUAAAUCGUGUAAGGAAAUUGAUUUGAAAUUGAUCGAAGUUUACAGGAAGCUGGGUUGGGAUCAUUGCGAAAAAUUUCUCACGUCGUGGAUUCCGGACGGUUAUGCGACGCAUUAG
Molecule: messenger RNA, 3834 nt
Organism: Pediculus humanus corporis (human body louse)
Lineage: Eukaryota; Metazoa; Arthropoda; Insecta; Psocodea; Pediculidae
Product: tripeptidyl-peptidase, putative
Exons: 23
Coding region: 1-3834 (1277 amino acids)
Biological process (GO): proteolysis
Cellular component (GO): cytosol
Molecular function (GO): serine-type endopeptidase activity; tripeptidyl-peptidase activity
Source: RefSeq, a predicted model, not a curated record